Tupaia belangeri chinensis (Chinese tree shrew) is the source of this 1607-nucleotide messenger RNA. Its product is annotated as zinc finger protein 596. The transcript is spliced from 6 exons. Gene Ontology annotation, molecular function: DNA-binding transcription factor activity, RNA polymerase II-specific; RNA polymerase II cis-regulatory region sequence-specific DNA binding. Gene Ontology annotation, biological process: regulation of transcription by RNA polymerase II. Bases 136 to 1572 code for a protein of 478 amino acids. NCBI's taxonomy places the organism in Eukaryota, Metazoa, Chordata, Mammalia, Scandentia, Tupaiidae. The record is from RefSeq and is a predicted model, not a curated record.
CCUAAACUUCCUCUGUUCGCCAGGAAGCACUCUCGCUGCCUGUGGACCGUGGCGUCGUAGUUUUCCCUGCUUAGUGCUUGGACUAUCUAUGAGUGAGAAUCCAGAAGACAACAAUGGGAAAUUGAGUAAUUGGCAAUGGAUCCACUGGAAUUGGUGACCUUUGAAGAUGUUAUUAUAAACUUCACUCAGGAAGAGUGGGCCCUACUAGGCACAUCUGGGAGAAAGCUGUAUGAAGAUGUGAUGCUGGAAAACAUCAAUCAUCUGGUAUCUGUUGGAUAUCAGCUCUGCAAAACAGAUUUGAUUUUCUGUUUGGAAAAAGGUGAAAUGGUGUGCAUGGUGGAAGCAAGAGGAUUUUCCCAUUGCCAAAGUCCAGGUAGGGGAAUUUCACAUAAACUGCAAGAAAUCAUUCCCACACAACAAAUCAGCAAGGAGGAUGCACCCACUCUCAUGUCAAUCAAAUCUCCUACUCAAGAAAAUCCAUCUAAACAGAAUAAUUCAGCAAAAGAUGUCGCUGAAAGCUCUGUAUUGAGUCAAAAUGUGUUAACUCACACAACGAAGAAAUCCUUUGUCAACAGACAGUGUGGAAACUCCUUUAGUAACUAUUUAUAUCUUAAUCGAGACAAGAAAAAUGAAACAAGUAAGUCAUAUGAGUGCCAUCUGUGUGGUAAUGCAUUCAGUCGACCAGUUAAUCUUAGACUACAUGAGAGAAUACACACUAGAAGUAAAUCAUGUAUGUGUCAUAUAUGUGGGAAAGCCUUCAGAUUUCCUUAUUCCCUUAGAGCACAUGAGAGAGUACAUACUGGAGAGAGGCCAUUUGAAUGUCAUCUAUGUGGGAAAGCCUUCAGCCACUCUUCUUCCCUUAGACAACAUGUGAUAAUACACACUGGAGAGAGGCCACAUGAAUGUCAUCUAUGUGGGAAGACCUUCAGUCACUCUGCUUACCUUAGACAACAUGCGAGAACACACACCAGAGAGAGUCCACAUGAAUGUCAUCUAUGUGGGAAAGCCUUUCGUCACUUUUCUUCCCUUAGACAACAUGAGAUAACACACACUGGAGAGAGGCCACAUAAAUGUCAUCUAUGUGGGAAAGCCUUCCAUCACUCUUCUGGCCUUAGAAAACAUCAGAGAAUUCACACUGGAGAGAGACCACAUGAGUGUCAUCUCUGUGGGAAAACCUUUCAUCACUCUUCUGGCCUUAGAAAACAUCAGAGAAUUCACACUGGAGAGAGGCCACAUGAAUGUCAUCUAUGUGGGAAAGUCUUCAGUCACUCUUCCUACCUUAGAAAACAUGAGAGAAGUCACACAAGAGAGAGGCCACAUGAAUGUCAUCUAUGUGGGAAAGUCUUCAGUCACUCUUCCUACCUUAGGAAACAUGAGAGAAGUCACACAAGAAAGAAGCCACAUGAAUGUCAUCUAUGUGGGAAAGCCUUCAGUUACCCUUCUGACCUUAGACAACAUGAGAGAACACACACUGGAGAGAGGCCAUAUAAAUGUUAUCUAUGUGGGAAAGCCUUUAUUCAGAACUCUCACCUUAAAAAACACAGUCGAACUCAUGCUGGAGAGAGCCCAUAAACAUGCCAUAGAUUUGGGAAAACUUUGAGGAGUUG